AUCUCCUCUUCUUCUUGUUUAAAUGUUACUAUCGUUAUCCUCUGGUAAAUACGACGCCCCAUCUCUAACUACUGUAGCUAAAGAACCUCUAGUUUAGGAUGAGUUUACGAAUAAGUAUCUGGGUGUUGAAGGGGGUCUUAAACUCAUCCGUAACUUGGUAAGAGCAUUCAUUCAUUGACACAUGGCAAGCGUGCCAUUUCAAAGAACGCAAAGUGGACGUCACUAUCAAGAAAAAGCUUAAAGGAUAAUGGCAUUUAAGUUGAACUCUUAGCUCCUUAUAGAGAGCAUUAGAGCUCUGGUGCUGCUUCCUGCUUGCCUCUUUAUACUUAAAUAGGGUAGAUUUAACCUCGGUAAAGGACUGAGAUUUACAGACGUAUGGUACACUAGCUAUCCUCCUCGAGGAGGAUAGCUGAGGACUGAAAGGAUGUUCAGCUUUCAGAGAAACAGGAGACAGAGCCUUUUUCCCAACUGCAAACUAGCAACCUCAGAGUCAACAGAUAAUGCGGUUCCAUUCGGUAAACAGUGUUUGCUGAAACAGUGGAGCUCUUUAGGCGAAAUACAGACAGAUAUCUAUGACAUCUUUGGUGAAGAUGAGGAGGCUGAGAAGCAUUCGGAACCAACAAUGUGGUUUACAAGCGCCUCACCCAGCAGGAAUUGCACGCUCAACCUCAACGUUGGUGGAAAGUCCUACCGCAUCACCUAUAAAAUGGCAGCAAGAUACCCACAGAGCAGAAUCGGCCGUUUAGCCACCUACACGGACCUCAACAUGAAGCUGAACCUCUGCGACGACUAUGUGGUGAAGGACAAUGAGUAUUUCUUCGACCGAGAUCCAGACGUCUUCAACAGCAUCUUCAACUUUUACAGAACCGGCGUGCUGUGGAUCAAGGACGAGCUUUGUCCAAGGAACUUCUUAGAGGAGAUAAAUUAUUGGGGCGUUCGGAUCAAAUACUCGCAGCGGUGCUGUAGGAUCCUUCUUGAGGAGAAACACGACGAGUUGUGCGAACAGCUCAAGGUUCAGAAGGAACUGGAAGCAGAGGUGGAUGUCAAAGAAAAUGAGGAGGCGUUCAAUGAAAUGUUCCUCGGCGAGACGAGACGCUCGCUCUGGAGCUUCAUGGAGAAACCGUUCUCUUCAGUACCUGCGAAACUAAUGGCGUUCGCCUCGAGUAUGUUUGUGCUGGUGUCGCUGGUUACAAUGACUUUGACUACGGUAGAAGAAAUGGAGAACAUGGCAUCUAAUGAGUUUAGCGGAAAGACAUUUGGAGAGUACAUAGAGACACUGUGCAUAACCUUCUUCACCGCUGAGUACCUGCUGCGUCUAGUUUCUACCCCAGACAUCGGUUGUUUUGUUAAAAGCAUGCUGAACGCUGUUGACCUCAUGGCCAUCCUACCGCAGCUUCUCCAGUUCGUGCUCGAAAGCUUUGAGACCUUCCAUUCUGGGACACAAACCACUGACAUGGAGACUGUUGGUCAGGUGAGCAAGGUGGGCCAAGUGUUACGAAUCAUGCGACUCAUGCGUAUUUUCCGUGUUCUCAAACUGGCACGUCAUUCGACGGGGCUCAGAGCGUUUGGCUUCACGUUAAGGCAGUGCUAUCACCAGGUGGGAUGUCUCUUCCUCUUUAUCGCCAUGGGGAUCUUAAUAUUCUCCGCCAUGGUUUAUACUGUUGAACACGACUUCCCUCAAACCAAGUUCACCAGUAUUCCACAUUCUUGGUGGUGGGCAUCUGUUAGCAUCUCUACUGUAGGCUAUGGUGACAUGUAUCCGGAGACUCUUUUGGGGCGGAUAUUUGCAUUUGGCUGCAUUUCCUUUGGGAUCAUUCUGAAUGGCCUUCCAAUUUCCAUCCUCUUCAAUAAGUUCUCAGAUUACUACGCCAAACUGAAGUCUCAUGAAUACAGCUCCAACAUGAAGAACAGGGGAAAGGUUAACUUCAUCCUGAGAGCCAAGAAGAAACUCAAAGAGUGCGGCUGGACUGAAACUAACAACAUUAAUGUAUCGUAGACACUGGUGAAAUCGAUUGUUAGCAUUGUUACGAUGUACUGAAUCUUGCCUGAAUGAGAACAUUUUCUAAAAAUCCUCUUAUCGAAAAGUGCCAAAGUACAUUUUAAAAUACAAGUAAUAAGUAACAGUAACUUAAAUCAUCAAUAACACUUUAUUUUAAGGUUUCCUUGUUACACAUGGACUUACCAUUAGUUACACUGUAACAAGGACACAUUAAAAUUCCUCAUCUCCCGUUCCUGCAUUAUUAAAAGUUUAGUUUCAUUGCAUGAACAAAUCUUUGUUGUACUACAGGAUUAAAGUAGCCUACAUUCUAAUGUUUGGACAUCUUUUAUUUUCAACAUUUUGUCUUGCAACAGAAUCACAUAACCUGUCUUAUCUCCACUGUUUUGAUGUUUUACCUAACCUGGCCUUUUGAACUUGACCUGACAACCAAAAUAGAAGAUUAAUCUAAUUUGCAGGGUUCCCAUGACGUGUCCAAUCAACUUAAUUAACCCUGUAUUUAGCCUCCAAAGACCGGGCAAUACCUUAUUUGUUCUCAGCAGUCCCAAUGUUUUUGUUCUUUGAGGCCAUACAAGCCUUUUGAUUCAGUUAACGUUAGGUCAAAUCUACACAACAAAUCUUUUUCUGAGGGAGCUGCAAAAUAUCCACAAAAAAAACUUGCCAUAAACGAGGAAGAAACCUUGGCUGGGAGAAACAACUUCUCUCACGUUACUUUUUAGGAACACGUAUAGCCUGUAGGGGGCGUGACGUCACUGCACUCAUAAGCGUCACUUCUUCGCGUUGCGCUUGUGCUUCUCGUUUCUCUGACCUCUGUGGGACGGAGUGCGGUCCUGAACUCCAGUGAAAUGGCUCCUCCAGUGCAAGUGUCGCCGCUGAUUAAGACAGCCAGGUGGUCUGCAUUGCUCAUUGGCAUUAUCUACGGAAAGCGUAGAUAUGAUCAUCUGAAACCAAUUGCAGAGGAGGAGAGGAGAAUUGAAGAGGAGGAGAAGAAGGUACGAGAGGAGAAGGAACGCAUUGCUAAACAGCUUGCAGAAGCUAAUGAGGACACAAUCUUGAAGUGAGCUGCCCAAAGUUAUGCCUGUAUUGCUAAUAUUGUAAAGAUCUUGUUACCUGUCUGGAUAAAGAAUGAUGCCUUUAUUCUGCCACUUUGGUUUUACAGUGUCCUUUUCAAACCUUUCACUGUUUUCUUAUAGAUCAUGUUAGAUUAAUGCCUCAUUUUUGAAAUAACUGAAUACAUGCAGAUAUAUAUACACAUACAUCCUCUGAUUGGACACUGUCUAUUUUCACUGAAGAACGUCUGAUAAUAAUGUGAUGCAGAUUUAAAACAAGCAAUGUAAUGUUAAACAUACACCAAAUCAGAGGUCCACUUUGGGAAAUAUCCACACCAAUAUUUAUUAAUAAACUGUUAAUCCCUA
Carassius carassius (crucian carp) is the source of this 3411-nucleotide messenger RNA. RefSeq names its product potassium channel, subfamily V, member 2b (gene kcnv2b). The record is from RefSeq and is a predicted model, not a curated record. The coding region runs from base 425 to 1996 and encodes 523 amino acids. Gene Ontology annotation, molecular function: protein binding; voltage-gated potassium channel activity. The transcript is spliced from 6 exons. Gene Ontology annotation, cellular component: membrane; voltage-gated potassium channel complex. NCBI's taxonomy places the organism in Eukaryota, Metazoa, Chordata, Actinopteri, Cypriniformes, Cyprinidae. Gene Ontology annotation, biological process: potassium ion transmembrane transport; protein homooligomerization.